AUGGUCAAAAUAUACGACCCAUGUAACUUAAACGGAAAAUCACCGAAAACCAAUUCAACACGGUACGUGUUAACUAAAUCAACAGACACAAAAGAAUCGGUUGGAAACAAUGUCGAUCUUCAGCAUCAAAUCGAAUUAUCUAUGGAAAUGCCAGCUACUUAUCAAACUCUUGUUGCACGUGCUCAACUUGCUCAACAAUGUUGCGCACUGGCACGCGAACAAACGAGAAUUUGUGAGAAACUGGUUCACGAUCAACAUCUCCAGCAACAGGGUUGGUUUGCGGUUGUUGCCAAUCUUGAGGAUAUUAUAAAGAUGUUUCAAACAAGAACCGAACUAUUGCAACAAAGCUUCGAUGUUUACCUUGCCGAAAGGCAACAACAAAUGCAGCUUCUGAAUAACUUCCAGCAGGAUUUGGAAACUUUGGCAAAAAUUCCAAUAUUACCUGCGUUAAGGGCUCACGCGGAAGGUCUUUUGAGUCCGGAUGAUCAAGAAGAUAACUCAGAGCAGCAGUCAGAGAAGAAUGAGGGAGUUUUGAGUCUACUUCGAUGGAUCUCAGCGAAGGACAAUCAGAGUAGUUUGGAACAAGUGGCAGAGCAAUGUAGUCGGGGUUUGGAGCAGUUCGAUGAAAAGGCGAUGGCGUUGUUAAAGGCUGACGUAACUACAGCUAUUACGAAUUCGAACAAAACAGAUAUGAAAGAAAUAAAGGGUCUUGGCGAGAGGCUUUUUGCUUUGGAAAACCUCCUAGCACAAUCGAGGAGAUUUGUGCUCGAUCAAAGCGAGCUCGCUCAAGGAUUUCUUCAAAAUGAAAAACGCGCGAGUCAUAUCGGUGAUGCAAGCGUAUUACCUGAUCUCUGCACGUCGCAUAGAAAUCAACUAGCAGUUAUGCUUAGUAAUCAUAAUCAAUUACGUGACAUUAGGCGCAGGUGUACCAAAGCAAAAGAAGAAUUGUCCGGUAAUAUCCAUGUACGUUUAAAAUGGGUUAUGUACGUGGAGAAUAAAAUGAUGGAGGUUGAUAGUAAACUUGUGAUGUAUCACGAAAGUCUGAAACGUUUAAGACGUCAUCUCGAAGUAUUACAACAAAUUCAUUUGGCACCUCAAAUGUAUAUGAAUGCUGUCGCCGAGGUUGUCAGAAGGCGAACCUUCUCCCAAUCCUUUCUUGUAUGGGCCAGUAAUCUUGCUUGCCAGUUGUUGACCGCACAUACAGAAGAACUGGCUCGUAGGCGCGAGUUCCAAAAUAAAUUCGAAGGUCAUUUCUUGAACACGCUAUUUCCUGGUUUAGAUGACACGCCACCGCCCUUUGCAACUGAAGCACCCUCGGUUUUUGACAACGGAUUACCAAAGUUAACUGCGAGCGAUAUGGAGUCGUUAAGAUCACAAUUGCCUGGUUUAGCACUUAGUAUAUCUAUGCCAGAUUUAAACAGUAUAACGCAAUUCUUUUUAUCCAAAAAUUUGACCGAAGCAAGCACGGAAGGAAACCAAGACAAAAAAAUUAUGUCGACCCGCGUAGAGGAUUCUUCUAAAGAGCAAGACCGUAUUAGAGCACCUGCGCUGGGUGACAGGGGUGGAUUUGAGUCGGAAACGGAUACGGAAGAGUUCGAGAAAAUAGGUCAAGGCGCGACAGAUUCUAAACCUAGUUCCUUCGAUGGUACCCAACAGAAAAAGCAGAAACAAUUGGAGGUUGGUGCCUCGCGAAGCGUGUCCCCUGCUUCCUCCAGCUCGACUAACGUCUCACCAUUAAACACGAAGAUCGCAGACCUAACAAGUCGAUUUUAUAUAUCGAACGAACCUAGUUCCUUCCAUUUUCCUAGUCUUACCGUCAGCGAACGACCCACUCAGCUAAGUCCUCUCACCGAGUGCGCGGAAAACGGUGAAUCUUCUUCCAGUCAGUUGCAAAGUGCUGCUGCUGCUGCUGCUGCUGCUGCUACAUAUGGGUACCCAAAGCAUCGCCAAAUAACUCCGUCCGUAUCCUCUGACAAGAUCGAGGCAUCUAAUUCCUUAAGUCCGAAUCCUCCUACCUUACCUCCUCACCCCGUGGUGUGCGACGGUCAGCAACAGCAACUACAGUCAUAUCAGCUCUCUGGUAGCGGAGCUAGCAGCCCUUCCAUCGGAGUUGGUGCUACCGACUUCAUGGGUACCGAGUUUUACAUGGACGAUUCUUUGCCGAGCAGCCUCAGCGAACCUCCCGGCGACGGGCACCAGGCUGUCGUUUCCUUUCUUCAGGAAAGUCUUGGAAACGCACGCGAAGAGGUGGAAAGAUUGCGUUCGAUUUUGAGAAGUAUGAAAGUGGUCGUAAACGAAGCCUUAACUUCCGUUCGAGAAGAGUUAACAGUUUUACGAAAUCGAUCAGAUUUUGAUAACAGUGGUCUUACUGAAUUGACCGAACGUAUUCGCGAAGCUUUAACAUUGUACUCGAAUGAAUGCGAUCAUCGUUUGCAAGAACGCGAGCAAGAAUUAAACGUUAACCACGAGCUGGAAAUAGGUGAUAUGAAAAAAAUAAUGCAAAGCCGAGACGAAGAGAUACGUAUUGUAAAAAGGAAACUCUUGGAGAAGGAAACCGAGUUAGCUGAACACGAACGUUUGAUUAGUACAAUGCGUCAAAAAUUGGAUACCGAACAAACUGACUUGAGGAACUUGCAAUCACGGUAUCAUCAACAAAUGGAUGAGACUUUGGAACAGGCUCGUAUCGACAAGGAAACGGCUGUUGAAAAGGUAAAUGAUGAGAAGUAUGUAAAAAUAGCUUCUCUUACCAAUUCCUUAAAUCAAUGUCAGAAACGUAUAAAAGAACUCGAAGAUAGUUUGACCUCUGCUCGUGUGGAACAACACAGAAUGGUGAAGGAAGCAACGGAAAAAUUAGAAUUGGAGUAUAAAACGGAAUUAGAUUCUAUAAGAACCCGUUUAAAAUUAACCGCGGGUAAUACUAUGGAAAGGAGUCCUAGUGAUUCCAGUUUGGAAAAGAUAGAGCGGCCUGAUUUUAUCGAAUUUGUUAAUCACGAAGCUAUAUUAGCAAAAGCAAAGGAAGAAAUGAAAUUAGAAAAUGCAGCGGCAAUCCGUAAUGCGAUUGAAAAAGAACGUGCCGAUUGCGAGGCUAAAUUAGAUCACGAACUUUUAAUGGCCAGACAAAUAAUAAAAGGAAGGGAAAGAGACUACGAGUUACUAAGGCAAAGGUGUAGAAAUUUGUCAGACGAAUAUGAAUGGCGGAAAGAUACAAUUAAACAAUUAGCCAAAUCUAAAAAUGUAUCUAGGCAUGUGCUCAAUGAAAAGGUAGAAAAUUUAGUAGAAGCCGAUAAGAAAAGUCGUGAUCAAAAAGAGAAGGUAGUUCUUUUAAUGGAUUCAACAUCACGAAAGGAAUUCGAUGAAGAUUGUUUGGAUAUGAGUCAAAGUAAUUUAGGAGAAGCUAUGAAAAGUUUGGAAAGUGAUAAAGAUGAAGCUGAAGCAUCGGAAUCAAAAAAAGUGCGUUUGGAAGCUGACGAUGAACAUUCUCGCUUAUCAAGAAGACUCGAGAUUCUUGAAAAUGACAAUAAAAGAUUGUCCGCAGAAUUAAAAAUGAUAAGAGAAAGUAAAGUAGUCUCAGAUGCUAAAAUCGAAGCAUUGGAAGCCGAUAAGGUUCGCUUGGAAAUCGAAUUAGUUAAGGAACGCAGUAGAAGAGAUUUUGCUGAGUCAUCGUCCUCCUCCUCCGAUGUUCGUGAAAAAGAUAUGAACACAUCCGUUGCCAUUGUUUCUGGAUCGUCAUCUAGUCGUGAUGCUGCGACCAGUCCAGAUGGGGCCGUACCUUACUUUUACUUGUUGCACCUGUGUAAGAAGAAAAACAUUCCGAAAUUAAUUCAACAGGGACGUAUUACGGUAGCCACGUGUAAUCCCGGUGACACGGUUCUUGUUGUUUGGGAUCCGGUUCAUUGGAGUUAUGCGUUGCUUCAGGAAUCCUCGACUCUUUAUUUUGUAAAUUCAGAUUGCCUAGAAUCUCUUGGAUUUACUGUCGAUGGAACUCCGAAAAUAUUCGAAGCUAUCGCUGAAGUUAUCAAUAAGGAAUACUGCAUAGCAAGAAAGUCAACCAAUCGUUACCGUGUAUCCCAAGGCACUAAGUUCUACCAAGUGCGUAUAAGGCCAGUGGAAGAUGUUAUUGAGAAAACUAAAUCUCAGAUGUCGAAAGGCAAUACAGAAUAAUUUCAAUUUAACGCAUCCUUUGGUCCUCAGUUUUUAACAACACUGUGGUUAUGGAUACAGUACAACCAGAUGUGGUGCGUUACAUGUCUAAUGAAUAGAAGAAGGAAAGCAAGAUAAUAAACUCUUCAACUAUGUCUGCGAAAACUUAAAUCAAGAUUUAAAUUUAUCAGAGUCUCAAGGAUAUACCCUCAUCGUUUGCGAACAUAUAGAUACAUAUAUAUAUACAUGCAAGAAUAAGUGAAUGUGAUAAUAAUGAAAAAAAGGAAGAGAAAAAAGAAAAAAAAAAAAUUAUUACAAUAUGAAUGGAUGCGCAUUGGAGUUUCACUGUGAUA
Molecule: messenger RNA, 4493 nt
Organism: Polistes canadensis
Lineage: Eukaryota; Metazoa; Arthropoda; Insecta; Hymenoptera; Vespidae
Gene: Atg17
Product: RB1-inducible coiled-coil protein 1
Exons: 9
Coding region: 1-4161 (1386 amino acids)
Biological process (GO): reticulophagy; autophagosome assembly; autophagy of peroxisome
Cellular component (GO): phagophore assembly site membrane; Atg1/ULK1 kinase complex; extrinsic component of membrane
Molecular function (GO): protein kinase binding; molecular adaptor activity
Source: RefSeq, a predicted model, not a curated record